AUGGUCUCCGCGUCUAAAGCUGCCCGUGAGGCAAAGCGCGCUGCUGCCGGCGACAAGCCCAAGAAGUCGGCCACCUCCAAGCUGUCGUCCAAGGCCAACUCGAAGAAUGCCUCCAAGGCCAACUCGGUCGACGGCGAUGACGAGGACCUCGAGCUCAACGAAGAGGUCAAGAAGCUCACCAUGCAGGAAGACAAGCACGGCCUUUCUGACCGUGUGACGACGGGAGUGCUCGCCUCGCUGCCCGCCUCGCGCGACGUCAAGAUCACAUCGGCGUCGCUGGUGUUCCACGGCCGCGUCCUCUUCAACGACACGACGCUCGAGGUCACCUACGGCCGCCGCUACGGCCUGCUGGGUGAGAACGGCUGCGGAAAGACGACGCUGCUCAAGGCCAUCGACAAGCGCGAGUUCCCUUUCCCCGAGCACAUCGACAUCUACCUGCUGAACCAGGGCGCCCCCAAGACGGAGCUGGGUGCCUUGGAAUGGGUCGUCCGCGAGGCCGAGAACGAGCUGGCCCGUCUGGAGAAGCUCGCUGAGACCAUCCUUGAGAACGACGGCCCAGAGAGCCCCCGCCUCGAGGAGAUCUACGAGCGUCAAGAAGAGAUGGACCCGUCCACCUUCCACACCCGCGCCUCGCUCAUUCUGACUGGUCUCGGCUUCAACAAGGUCACCAUCAACAAGAAGACCAAGGACAUGUCCGGUGGUUGGCGUAUGCGUGUCGCCCUCGGCAAGGCUCUCUUCGUCAAGCCCGCGCUUCUGCUGCUCGACGACCCGACUGCCCAUUUGGACCUCGAGGCCUGUGUGUGGCUCGAGGAGUACAUGAAGAAGUGGGACCGCACCCUGAUUCUCGUCUCGCACUCCAUGGAUUUCCUCAACGGUGUGUGCACAAACAUGAUCGACAUGCGCAUGAAGCAGCUCCUCUACUACGGAGGUAACUACGACACGUACAUGAAGACCAGGACCGAACAGGAAGUCAACCAGACCAAGGCCUACGAGAAGCAGCAGGACGAGAUCAAGCACAUCAAGAAGUUCAUUGCCUCGGCCGGUACCUACGCCAACUUGGUCAGGCAGGCCAAGUCUCGCCAGAAGAUUCUCGACAAGAUGGAAGCCGAUGGUCUGAUCGAGCCCGUUGUUCCCGACCGCGUCUUCACAUUCCGCUUCGCUGAUGUCGAGAAGCUGCCUCCGCCUGUGCUGUCGCUCGACGACGUUACCUUCUCCUACUCGGGCGACCCCAAGGACAACUUGUACGAGAACCUCGACUUUGGUGUCGACAUGGACUCGCGAACAGCCCUUGUCGGACCCAACGGUGUCGGAAAGUCGACUCUGCUCAACAUCUUCACUGGCAAGCUCAGCCCCACCAGUGGUGUUGUGUCCCGCCACACUCACUUGAAGCUCGGUGUAUACAGCCAACAUUCUGCUGAACAGCUGGACCUCACAAAGUCGUCUCUCGACUUUGUCCGCGACAAGUUCUCUCACAUCAGUCAAGACUACCAGUACUGGCGUCAACAGCUCGGUCGUUAUGGUCUGACUGGUGAGGGCCAAACCGCCAAGAUGGCUACCCUUUCCGAUGGCCAGAAGUCACGUAUCGUCUUCGCUUUGUUGGCCAUUGAGGGCCCCAACAUGUUGCUCCUCGACGAGCCCACCAACGGUCUGGACAUCCCAACGAUCGACAGUUUGGCUGACGCCAUCAACGCGUUCAGCGGAGGUGUCGUCGUCGUUUCUCACGACUUCCGAUUGCUCGACAAGAUCGCAAAGGACAUCAUGGUGUGUGAGCACAAGACUGUGCGCCGAUGGGACGGAAGCAUCGGCGAGUACAAGGGCCAUCUCCGCAAGAAGAUGACAUCGACUGGUGCGCUCUAAGUGGCCCUCGGUAGGGUUUCUGCGACUUAGAUGCGUCUCCUGAACUGCGGGACGCGUGUGCAACAAAAGUAAAAGCCUUAGAGCAGGGUUCAGGAUACCUCUGCAGUAGGCUGGCAGCUCGGCGCGACCUGCUUCAGUGUCUUGCUGCAUGAUUAGAGACAUCUGGAUUCUACGUUCCAAUGCAUUGGGCUU
Molecule: messenger RNA, 2049 nt
Organism: Parastagonospora nodorum SN15
Lineage: Eukaryota; Fungi; Ascomycota; Dothideomycetes; Pleosporales; Phaeosphaeriaceae
Exons: 3
Coding region: 1-1857 (618 amino acids)
Molecular function (GO): ATP hydrolysis activity; ATP binding
Source: RefSeq, a predicted model, not a curated record